GUAAAUUCUAUUGUGGGAUCCUUGGUUGUGGGUGAUAAGAAAGGCAAUAUUUUUUAGCCUGUGGUACGCUUCGAAAAUAAAGUUAGCAACACUGCAGAUUACAGCUUAAACGUCAACGUCAGACAGAAUUCCUUCUUUCAAUUCGUGGACAACGUGAAGGGAGGACAACCUUACCACUAUGUCGUCUAAGGUAUCGCGUGAUACGCUUUACGAGUGCGUAAAUGCCGUCCUCCAGGCAUCGAAGGACAAGAAACGUAACUUCCUGGAGACAGUGGAACUCCAAAUUGGUCUGAAGAACUAUGACCCCCAGAAGGACAAGCGUUUCUCAGGCACCGUCAAGUACGUUUACCUGGAAAGAGCAUUUUAGUGGGAUGUGUUUUGUUUUUAUAAACCCACCAAGAUGAAUCUGGACAGGGAGUCGGUGUAAACCGACGGGACUCGACCCAGAGUCUUUAAAUAUCGGGUAGGAAGGCUUCGGCCUACCGACUUAGGUUAAGAUGAUGAAAACAUGGGCUCCAGGUUGAAGUACAUUCCCCGCCCCAAGAUGCAAGUGUGCGUUCUUGGAGACCAACAGCACUGUGACGAGGCUAAGACCCUGGCAGUACCCUGCAUGGACGCUGAGGCACUCAAAAAACUGAACAAGAACAAGAAGCUAGUCAAGAAACUAGCAAAGAAAUAUGAUGCUUUCCUUGCAUCAGAAUCACUCAUCAAGCAGAUCCCACGUUUGUUGGGUCCUGGUCUGAACAAGGCCGGUAAAUUCCCUGGUCUCCUCUCCCACCAGGAGUCCAUGACACAGAAGAUUGAUGAAGUCAAAGCCACCAUCAAGUUCCAGAUGAAGAAGGUAUUGUGCCUGUCUGUGGCUGUUGGCCAUGUGGACAUGACCCCUGAUGAGCUUGCACAGAAUGUGCACUUGUCAAUCAACUUCCUGGUCUCCCUGCUGAAGAAGCACUGGCAAAAUGUGCGCUCACUGCAUAUGAAGUCUACAAUGGGCCCACCCCAGAGAUUGUACUAAGCCUAAUAUCAAUAAAUUUGACUUAACGGUACAUAU
Messenger RNA from Spodoptera exigua (beet armyworm), 1048 nucleotides. Lineage: Eukaryota; Metazoa; Arthropoda; Insecta; Lepidoptera; Noctuidae. The record is from the annotation of a GenBank genome assembly.